Messenger RNA from Drosophila pseudoobscura, 870 nucleotides. Its product is annotated as mRNA 3'-end-processing protein RNA14. The record is from RefSeq and is a predicted model, not a curated record. The transcript has 2 exons. Bases 101 to 724 code for a protein of 207 amino acids. Lineage: Eukaryota; Metazoa; Arthropoda; Insecta; Diptera; Drosophilidae.
AAUGCUGGGCAAUCGAUAGCGAUAGUUCUCUAAACCUUCCUCUAGGCCAUCUCUACCAUGUCAUUUCGCUUGACAUUUCCUUUUUAAUUGAAAUCGAAAAAUGACUCCCUCCGAAAAAAAGCAAGAAAACAUGAAUGCCGAUGUGGACAUGGAUGCCGAAGUGGACAUGGAUGCCGAAGUGGACAUGGAUGUCGAGGUAGACAUGGAUGCCGAAGUGGACAUGGAUGCCGAUAUGGAGUUUCUGGAUAGCGCCAUCGAUUUAGUAUUUGAUGCGGAUCUCACUGUGGAACCGCAAGUACGAAAGCAGCUUUUGGAGCUGGUCUACGCCAGGACCCAUCGACUGCUGAUGCAAGCCCACGAAAAUAGAAACGAUAGGCACAGCGACGACAUUACGCUCGCCGACUGGGAAAAGGUGCCAAAGGUGCAGAUGAAAAAGAGGAGCAAACUACUGAGCACAGACGAGAAAAACGACAUCAUGGCAAAUCAGAAAUCCGACAUGCCCAUGCCCAGUACCACUGGACCCUGCUCCGGGCUGAUGUUGCCGCCCUGGCGACACUGCAAAAUGGGUCCCACGGCCAUCCUGAAGGCAAUGCAGGCACCACAGAAGAUUGCUACUGCUGCAAGGUCCAAUGGUGCAAGCUGCCAGGGCUAUUUCCCGGUCAAGGGCGUUCCACGUUUCCCUGCUGCAAAGGCACUACCAAUGGGUGCCUUUAACUUCCGCUAGGAAUCGAACCGCCCAUCAGACGAGAAAGGAUCCUAUUUCUUAGACUUACAGCAACAGAAACAUUAUGAAUCAAUCAAAUGGGAUUACAUUUCAUCUUUGUUUAAUGGAAAUAAACAGAAAUUACAUUUGAACUAUCGUUUAAAUCA